UAGACAGACAUGCUGAGUCGUAGUCGACGGAAUUUCUUCGUGUCUCAACCAAUUUUCGCGACCUGAACCCGAGCAAAAUGGAGCGCAAGUUCAAAGGUUACACGCGAAUAUGGCCGCUGCUGUUGCUGUACGUCUACCUCCUUCUCGUCGACGUCUCGUACCAAUCCUUGCACGAGACCCCCGCCAACGUCACCAACCCCAGCAUGUCGGCCACCAUCGAAGGCGACAUCAUCAUCGGCGGGCUCUUCCCCAUCCACAACAAGGGCGAGAAACUGUGCGGCACCAUCAACCCUGACCGCGGCAUCGAACGUUUGGAGGCGUUCUUGUUCACGGUGGACGAGAUUAACAACAGCACCACACUCCUGCCCGGCAUCACCAUCGGCGUCUCGGCCUUCGACACGUGCGGGGUCGAAACCUACGCGCUCGAACAGUCCCUGGAGUUUAUCCGCGGGUCCAUCAACUCCCUGGACACGACUGACUUCACCUGCAGCGAUGGUUCUAAAGCCACGGCGAAGAGUUCGCCAAAAGCGAUCGCCGGCGUGGUCGGCGCUUCAAUCAGUUCCGUGUCGACGCAGGUCGCAAAUUUGCUGCGCUUGUUUAAAAUUCCCCAGAUCAGCUACGCCUCCACCGCCGCUAUCCUAAACGACCGCGAACGUUUUGACUACUUCAUGCGUACGGUCCCCCCGGAUACUCUCCAAGCUAAAGCUAUGGUGGACAUUGUCGCAGAGUUCAACUGGACAUACGUGUCUGUUGUCCACUCGGCCGGGGAGUAUGGUGAAUCUGGGAUCAAUUUCUUCAAAAUGGAAGCCAAGUCCAAAAACAUUUGCAUCGCCGCCGACAUCACCAUCGGCGCAUCAUCCACCAACGCGACCUACGACCAGGUCAUCAAAGACCUCCUCGACAAACCCGACGCAAAAGUUGUUAUUGUGAUCGUGCGCACGGAAGACGCGCUUGGCCUGCUGAAUGCGGCCACGCGGCAAAACCUAACCGGCAAACUGGUUUGGGUGGCCAGCGACGCUUGGGGGAACCGGUUAGCACCGGUGAAAUACAACGCUCUGGCAGCCCAAGGGGCGAUAACUUUAGAACUUCAAUCAACCCCGAUUCAGAAAUUUGAGGAGUAUUUCUUAAACUUGAACCCACGAACUAACCGGCGCAACCCGUGGUUCCUGGAGUACUACGAGGAAGAACACAAGUGCGAUUGGAACGAACACACCAAAACUCAGGCCAAAAGACAGACUCACACCCCCAUCAAACCGUGCAAGGGGGACGAGCGGCUGAACCGGAAGCUGACGUCACAAGAGAGUAAGACCCAGUUCAUCUACGACGCCGUGUACGCCUUCGCCCGCGCCCUCGACAACAUGCACAAGGAUCUGUGCGGCGGCCGGCGCGGGAUGUGCGCCCAAAUGGAGAAGAUAAACGGAGAGAAGCUGCUCAACAACUACCUGAAGAACCUCUCCUUUGACAACGGCCACGGAGCAACAGUCCAGUUCGACAAGUUCGGCAACGCCCCCGGCAGGUACAUGGUCAUGAACUUCCAGAGGAACCGCACCACGCGCGAGUACGAGUACCGCGUGGUCGGCACGUGGCACAACGGCCUCAGCGUGAACCAAUCGGAUAUCAUCUGGGCCGGGGACACCAAGGACAUCCCAAGGUCACGCUGCAGCGAGCCGUGCAACGAGGGGGAGAUAAAAAACAUGCAGAAGGGCGAGCCGUGCUGCUGGCUGUGCACACGCUGCAACCCGUGGGAGUACAUCAAGGACGAGAAGACGUGCGAGAAGUGCGAGGCCGGCAUGUGGCCGUACCCCAACAAGACGGGCUGCUUCAGCCUGGAGGUGCAGUACAUGUCCUGGAACAGCCUGCACGCCGUCAUCCCCAUGGUGCUGGCUACCGUGGGCAUCAUCUGCACCCUCUUCGUCAUCAGCCUCUUCGUCAUGUUCAACAACACCCCCGUGGUCAUGGCCUCGGGGCGGGAGCUCAGCUAUAUGCUGCUCGGGGGGUGCGUCUUCUGUUACCUCAUGACCUUCAUCAUCGUCGCCCCGCCCUCCACCAUCAUGUGCGCCGUCCAGCGGUUCGGGGUGGGGUUUGGGUUCAGCGUGAUAUACUCAUCUUUACUCAUAAAAACAAACCGAAUAUCUAGAAUAUUCGAGAGUGCUAGACGCUCGGCCAAAAGACCGCCCUUCAUUAGUCCAAAGUCUCAAAUUGUAAUGACUUUUAUUCUUAUACUCAUCCAGGUGCUGUUUACGUUUGUCUGGCUUCUCCUGGAGCCCCCGGGCACACGCCUUGUGUACCCCGACACCCGGGAGCCGGUGGUCAUCCGGAAAUGCCAGAGCGACGACAUCUCGUUCCUGAUCUCGCUUGUCUACAACAUGUUGCUGAUCAUCAUCUGCACCGUGUACGCCGUCAAGACGAGGAAAAUUCCAGAAAACUUCAACGAAUCAAAAUUCAUCGGCUUCUCCAUGUACACCACCUGCAUCAUCUGGCUAGCCUUUGUGCCUAUCUAUUUUGGUACCUUACAUUCGUUUAGGAUCCAAAUCACCACGCUGUGUGUCUCCAUCAGCCUAAGCGCCAGUGUGGCUCUCCUGUGCCUCUUUCUGCCCAAGGUCUACAUCAUCGUCUUCCAGCCACAGAAGAAUGUCCGGAAGUUGACCAUGAACUCUGCCAGUUACAAGAUGGCGCCCACAGCCUCGACCAACACGGGGAAUAACCAUAGUAGCGCCCCGAGCUCCGAGCACCUGAGGCUGAACAUCCAACCCCGGGCAGCCGUCGCCGGCACGACGACAGAGACGGAGACGGACGACCGGGACAGUCUGGCAUCGCUGUGA
Molecule: messenger RNA, 2822 nt
Organism: Physella acuta
Lineage: Eukaryota; Metazoa; Mollusca; Gastropoda; Physidae
Product: metabotropic glutamate receptor
Biological process (GO): G protein-coupled receptor signaling pathway
Cellular component (GO): membrane
Molecular function (GO): G protein-coupled receptor activity
Source: RefSeq, a predicted model, not a curated record